Molecule: messenger RNA, 498 nt
Organism: Ostertagia ostertagi
Lineage: Eukaryota; Metazoa; Nematoda; Chromadorea; Rhabditida; Trichostrongylidae
Source: the annotation of a GenBank genome assembly
AUGACAUCGAAAAAGACUGCAGAAAACGCAGUGGCUGAAAAGGCUGAGAGGAUUUACAGAGUUCAGACGAAGGAGCAAGAUAUUUGCGAGGUGCCCGCGUCUGUAAUCAGCAUGUCCAAGUUGAUCACAACUAUGCUCGAGGAUUUGAAUCUGCAAGACGAUGACACUCCCAUACCAAUACCGAAUGUCACAGCACCAGUUUUCAAAAAGGUGGUAACGUGGUGUGAGAAGCACAAAACAAACGGAAAAGAAGAUAAGAAGCUUGAGGAAUGGUCUGAAGAGUUCUUCAAAGUUGAAUAUCCUAUGCUUUUUGAAAUCAUUAUGGCCGCUAACUAUCUGGACAUUCCCACAUUGCUCGACGAUGGUUGCAGGAAGAUCGCCAGUAUGAUGAAGGGUAAGACUCCGGAAGAAAUUCGUACUCUGUUCAACAUCACCAACGAUUUUACACCUGAAGAAGAAGAGGAAAUCAGAAGGGAGAAUGCAUGGUGUGAGGAGUGA